This is a messenger RNA of Eimeria maxima, 993 nucleotides long. RefSeq names its product chromatin remodelling complex protein SNF2L, putative. The transcript is spliced from 3 exons. NCBI's taxonomy places the organism in Eukaryota, Apicomplexa, Conoidasida, Eucoccidiorida, Eimeriidae. The record is from RefSeq and is a predicted model, not a curated record. Bases 1 to 993 code for a protein of 330 amino acids.
AUGCAGCGUAUUGAGAGGGCAGAAGAAUUACGAGGGGCAAUCGAUCUACAACGCAGAGCUGUACAGGCAACGGUAGAGGAACAAUUAUUAACGGGUACUGUCUCCUCUCCUAGCGAUUUACGACUACCAGCAGGAUUGUCUCCUUCUAGUAUAUUUACUGAGGAAGAAGAUCGUCUCCUUUUAUGGUGUCUCUAUGAGCAAGGAGUUAAUGCCUUUGCUCUUGUGCAUGCAGCGGGAAAUGCUCCUGAGCUGCUGCGCGCUCGUCAAGCAUUACGUUCUUGUCGUGUCCCUCGGGGUGUACGUGGAGGUCGAGGGGGUAUACGUAAUUUAGAGACAGUUAUAGGGACAGCAGAGGAAGGAGAAGAGGAGACAUCAGAGAAAACAAAUAAUCCUUAUGAUGAUUUUGAUGAAGCUUUUGUUAAUACUGUACUGUCUCCUCCUCAAUCUGCUGCUGCUGCUGCUGGUGCUGCUGGUGGUGGUGCUGCUGCUGGUGGUGCAAUGCAUACAAAUAUUGCUGCAGCAGGCAAUAAUUGUAAUGCAGCAGCAGCACUUAAUGCUGCAGCAGCAAAUCUUGAUGGCACUGCAGCAGGAAAUACAGCAGGGGCAGCAGGAGGAGCAGCAGCAGGGAAUGCUGCAGCAGCAGGAUAUGGUACUGCUGCAUCAAGAAGAAGCAGCAACAGGGGAAGACCAAGAGGAAGACCAAGAGGAGGAGGGGGACCAAGGACAAGCUCUAGAUCUGCGGCAAGGAGUGGUCCUAAUGCUGCUGCUGCUGCUGCUGCAGCAGCGGCAGCAGCUGCUGCUGCAGCCGCAGCCGCAGCAGCAGCAGAAACAGCAGCAGCAGGAGGAGGCCAACCUGCAGCAACAGCAGCAUCUAUUGCUUCCUCCCUGUCUCCUUCUCUUGGUAUAUAUAAAGGAGACACAGAGAAACAAAUGAUGCAGCAUCCAGACAUAUCUGCACAUCUAGCAGCAGCAGCAGAGACACACGAAUUAUAA